AUGCUAUCACAACGCACCCCAAUAGCUCGAAUACGCUCUCUCCGCCCUCUCAGGCCCCCCUCAGCCUCCCGAAAAGUCCCCCAACCCCGCCUCUUCACUCAAAACACAACCCUCCUCCUCACAGCCCACCGCACCGCACCGCGCCCACAGCUCCCUUACCUCUCGCAGCCAGCAUUCCGCCGUCCACAACCCCUCAAUGGACCUUCCCAACAGAUUGCAAGGUUGCUUUCAACGGAGAAUAAGCGGUUCGUGAAGGAGCAGGUCUGGCUAGCGACGAAAUGGACUGCAAUAGGCUGGACUUUCCUUAUCUUGGGUGGCAUUACGUGGUACGGAUUGAGUAUCGAGAUGGAUGAGCGGAACAACCCUACGCCGAGCGAGUGGACAUUUCGUUCGAGGCAGUGUUUGAGAGCGGCGAGGGCGUACAGUGAUGCACGGGCAGGGUUUGUGGAUUGGGCGAAAGUCGGAUCUGAGCUACGGUGGGCAUUGGAGCGGUUAGAGGAUGCGACUAUCGAUGGGAAAGAGCUACGGGAACUGGGAGAGGGCGGAGAAGAAAUUUUGAUUCCUGGUGCUGGGAGGGCGGGAUUCGACAUCAGUGAUAAGAGCUGGCCUUGGAGGGCAGGAUAUUUUGAGGUUAUUAUGGGAUGUGCCACAGCUGCCGAGCAUUUAGAUGGGAUGGUGCUGGAUAAGACGAGGGGGGUCGUGUUUCCAAGGGAGGUUGUGCUGGGACCGAGUAAUCCUGACCCGAGGCCGACUCCGCCGUAUAUGAUGGCUGCGCCGAAGGAAGAGGAUUGUGUCCCGCCAUUUGCGCCGCCGGAGACGUUCUAUGUUAGGAUCUUGACCGGGACAGGUUUCACCACGGGCCAGAAGAUGAGUGCGGCGAGAGCGUAUGCAACUUGGUUGGAGUACAAGGGGUUAAGAGAGAGUGCCGAGGAGAUGUACAGAUGGGCGGUGGAUAUUGCGAAGGGUGCUCUACCACCAGCUGUGAAUCCUGAGGAUAUCGUGGACAGCAGGAGCGCUGUGCUGAAAGACGGCCCAGAAGCAAGGGAAAUUACCCCAAACCUCCUCCGCGCAACAACAGACCUGGCCAUCCACCACGCCCGCUCAGGCAACAUUUCAGCAGCACUACCGAUCUUCCUCUCCGUCCUUCGAGCCCGCCGUACAGCACCUGUUUCCCCUUUCCCACAGCCUACAGCUUCGGAUCCUUCUACACGACCCAGCAGCGACAUCGGCACGAUGAUCACCAACCUCUUCGUCCCACCAAAAUUUCCUGAUCCACCAUCAUCAGGCGACAAUGCCUUGAUCCGCGCUUCCGACAAAUCCACCUGCGAGGAAAGCGAGCUGAUGCUCUACAUUGGCGAAAUCCUCUUCGCUUCCUCUCCUGCAUCGGACGAAGGUCUAGGCUGGACGAAACAGGCUGUCCACAUUGCGGAUGCGAAUAUUUUACAUCCCGCCCCGGCUCUAGGGGCGGAUCCUGCCGAGGAGAAGAGGAAGUGUAAAGAGUGCUUACUUACGGGAGUUGGGAAUUGGGAUGUUAUGUUGAAGAGGAUUGAGGCAAACCCGGGGGCCGUGAAAGAGAAGGUGAAGGGGUGGUUUGGUUGGGGUGGCGGUGGGGAAGAGAGGAAGGCGACGGGUCAUGAGGAGGAUCGGAGGAGUUUGGGGGUGUUGCAGGAGAGGAUUGUGAGGGAGGGGAUCAGGGAGGCUGUGGAGAAGAGCAGGGGGAGUAAUCCGAGUGGGAAUCAAGAAAGUGCGCAUAUUCCAACCAACGAUGAAAUCCGAUAA
This is a messenger RNA of Fulvia fulva, 1779 nucleotides long. RefSeq lists its product as uncharacterized. Lineage: Eukaryota; Fungi; Ascomycota; Dothideomycetes; Mycosphaerellales; Mycosphaerellaceae. The record is from RefSeq and is a predicted model, not a curated record. The transcript is spliced from 2 exons. The coding region runs from base 1 to 1779 and encodes 592 amino acids.